CGAGCCCGAGCGGAGUGUGGCGGCGGCGGCGGCGGCGAGAUCUGGGCUCGGGUUGAGGAGUUGGUAUUUGUGUGGAAGGAGGCGGAGGCGAAGGAGGAAGGGGGAAGCGGGGCGCCGGCCCGGAGGGCGGGAGGAGGCGCGGUCAGGGCGGGCGGCUGAGGCGAGGCGAGGCGGGGAGCCGGGAGGAGCCGCGGCCGAGCGAGCGCGGGCGCACCGAGGCGAGGGAGGCGGGGAAGUCCCGCCGCCGCCGCGGCCGCCGCGCCCGCCCCUUCCCCCCCGCCGCCCGCCCCCUCUCCCCCCGCCCGCUCGCCGCCUUCCUCCCUCUGCCUUCCUUCCCCACGGCCGGCCGCCUCCUCGCCCGCCCGCCCGCAGCCCAGGAGCCGAGGCCGCCGCGGCCGUGGCGGCGGAGCCCUCAGCCAUGGCCUCGGGCGACACCCUCUACAUCGCCACGGACGGCUCGGAGAUGCCGGCCGAGAUCGUGGAGCUGCACGAGAUCGAGGUGGAGACCAUCCCGGUGGAGACCAUCGAGACCACGGUGGUGGGCGAGGAGGAGGAGGACGACGACGACGACGAGGACGGCGGCGGCGGCGACCACGGCGGCGGGGGCGGCCACGGGCACGCCGGCCACCACCACCACCACCACCAUCACCACCACCACCACCCGCCCAUGAUCGCGCUGCAGCCGCUGGUCACCGACGACCCGACCCAGGUGCACCACCACCAGGAGGUGAUCCUGGUGCAGACGCGCGAGGAGGUGGUGGGCGGCGACGACUCGGACGGGCUGCGCGCCGAGGACGGCUUCGAGGACCAGAUCCUCAUCCCGGUGCCCGCGCCGGCCGGCGGCGACGACGACUACAUCGAGCAGACGCUGGUCACCGUGGCGGCGGCCGGCAAGAGCGGCGGCGGCGGCUCUUCGUCGUCGGGGGGCGGCCGCGUCAAGAAGGGGGGCGGCAAGAAGAGCGGCAAGAAGAGUUACCUCAGCGGCGGGGCCGGCGCGGCGGGCGGCGGCGGCGCCGACCCGGGCAACAAGAAGUGGGAGCAGAAGCAGGUGCAGAUCAAGACCCUGGAGGGCGAGUUCUCGGUCACCAUGUGGUCCUCAGAUGAAAAAAAAGAUAUUGACCAUGAGACAGUGGUUGAAGAACAGAUCAUUGGAGAGAACUCGCCUCCUGAUUACUCAGAGUAUAUGACAGGAAAGAAACUUCCUCCUGGAGGAAUACCUGGCAUUGACCUCUCAGAUCCUAAACAACUGGCAGAAUUUGCUAGAAUGAAGCCAAGAAAAAUUAAAGAAGAUGAUGCUCCAAGAACAAUAGCUUGUCCUCAUAAAGGCUGCACAAAGAUGUUCAGGGAUAACUCUGCCAUGAGAAAACAUCUGCACACCCACGGUCCCAGAGUCCACGUAUGUGCAGAAUGUGGCAAAGCUUUUGUUGAGAGCUCAAAACUAAAACGACACCAACUGGUUCAUACUGGAGAGAAGCCUUUUCAGUGCACAUUCGAAGGCUGUGGGAAACGCUUUUCACUGGACUUCAAUUUGCGCACACAUGUGCGAAUCCAUACUGGAGACAGGCCCUAUGUGUGCCCCUUCGAUGGUUGUAAUAAGAAGUUUGCUCAGUCAACUAACCUGAAAUCUCACAUCUUAACACAUGCUAAGGCCAAAAACAACCAGUGAAGAGAGAGAAGACCCUUCUCGACCACGGGAAGCAUCUUCCAGGAGUGUGAUUGGGAAUAAAUAUGCCUCUCCUUUGUAUAUUAUUUCUAGGAAGAAUUUUAAAAAUGAAUCCUACACACCUAAGGGACAUGUUUUGAUAAAGUAGUAAAAAUUUAAAAAAAAAAAAACUUUAAUAAGAUGACAUUGCUAAGAUGCUCUAUCUUGCUCUGUAAUCUCGUUUCAAAAACACGGUGUUUUUGUAAAGUGUGGUCCCAACAGGAGGACAAUUCAUGAACUUCGCAUCAAAAGACAAUUCUUUAUACAACAGUGCUAAAAAUGGGACUUCUUUUCACAUUCUUAUAAAUAUGAAGCUCACCUGUUGCUUACAAUUUUUUUAAUUUUGUAUUUUCCAAGUGUGCAUAUUGUACACUUUUUGGGGAUAUGCUUAGUAAUGCUAUGUGUGAUUUUUCUGGAGGUUGAUAACUUUGCUUGCAGUAGAUUUUCUUUAAAAGAAUGGGCAGUUACAUGCAUACUUCAAAAGUAUUUUCCUGUAAAAAAAAAAAAAGUUAUAUAGGUUUUGUUUGCUAUCUUAAUUUUGGUUGUAUUCUUUGAUGUUAACACAUUUUGUAUAAUUGUAUCGUAUAGCUGUAUUGAAUCAUGUAGUAUCAAAUAUUAGAUGUGAUUUAAUAGUGUUAAUCAAUUUAAACCCAUUUUAGUCACUUUUUUUUUUUCCAAAAAAUACUGCCAGAUGCUGAUGUUCAGUGUAAUUUCUUUGCCUGUUCAGUUACAGAAAGUGGUGCUCAGUUGUAGAAUGUAUUGUACCUUUCAACACCUGAUGUGUACAUCCCAUGUAACAGAAAGGGCAACAAUAAAAUAGCGAUCCUAAAGAAAGAGUAUGGCAGAAAAAGAUCUGUAAGCACAGUCUUAUUUUCUUUUGUUGUCCAGAAUACUUAUAAUUCUUGAGCCGCCCAGAAAUUGGAAGCUAAAUAAAGCAACUCAAGUUUCCUUUAUUUUGCACUCAAUUACAGUGACUUGUGAUUAAAGCGAUGCUUGGAUAUUUUAAUACUUCCUACAUGUCCUGAGUUUUGAGAGAGAGUAGGUAACAGGCACCCCGAGUUAAGGAACUACCUCAGAGUACCCCAGACCAGGCCUGUUGGUGAUAGGAUUUGAUUUUAGCUCCCCGGCAAGCAUGUGAGUGAAGCGUUUGUGCCGUGGCCUGAGCGCCUUCUCAAGGUAAGGUGCUAACCGGCAGCGGGGUGCACAGAGGGAAGGAAGACCAGGCCUUUUGGUGACUCUGGCUGCCUUCAGAGGCAGUUCCAGCAGGUCCUUGGCUUGUCUAACAAGAAAUGCUUACGGUUGUUGGUUAUUUGGUUUGAGAGCCUUUGUUCCUCCAUCUAGUGGAGUCUUCAUUAAAUACUAGCAAGUGCGGCAGUUGAGCGCCAGUAGCUUAAUUUCAUGCUUCUAAAUGGAUACUGGGUGCAAGGUGAUAAGAUUAUUAGAAAAUUGUACUCAAUGAGUACUUUACCUCUCACAUUGUGACCUCUUUAUGGUUAUAAUUUUUGAAUUUUACUUAGGAUUAAAUACCAGACUUCUUGAAUAUUUUAUAAACUGCCAUGAUACAGCAAAAUCCCAUUUAUUCAAAAUACAUACUGUGUGUCUUUCUGUGCUGUAUGCCUGACUCUGCAAGGAAAAUAACGAACUAGCUAAUAGAUUUGUUUAUAAAACGGCCAGGACACCAUCAGGACAAACAUGUAGCCCAGUCUCUUAACAGCUUCUCCAUUGGUCCUGUACAGGAGGAUUGGUAACCUAGUAACAGUGACCCCAUGGCUCUUUGGAAUUUUGAAGUGCCUUUCGAAUCAUAAAUGAAAAAUUUAACUUAAGACCCUUUUUUUUAUUCAUCCAGAAUCUGUUAUCCAUUGAGUAGUUUGAUGGAACUGAGUUAAUCAGAAGACCCCAGCUGUUCUGUGGAUAAGCCAGGCUUUGCUGUAUCUGGCAGUCAGGAGAGAGGUAAGCCCAUGGUGGAGGUCCCUUUCAAAGCUGAGUGCCCUGAUGGGAAUGUGUGAUUCUUUGAUUAGACCUGGACAGAGGCUUCUGUUGACGCCCAUUCUGUAAUCACCCAUACCUUCCCUCUGCACCAUCAGAUUGAGUAGUCCUGGUAUGGCUGUACUGAAAUGCCACUCCAGCUGGUGGCUGUAUUAGAAGUCCAGACCCACAUCACCUUCGUCCUGCAUUGUGCCGCACUAGAGCCUGGCCCAGGCACUGUCCUCAGGACCCCUGCCUAAGAGCCCACAGCAGAGUAGACCUGUGCUGUGGAGAAGUCCUGCCAGCAGCCCUGAGAGCCAUGCCAUGACCUGCAGUAGCCAGGCUCCCGUGUGGAACGAGUCCCUCUUCCUCUGUGCCUUGAUCCCUUGGGGGGUGCCUUUUGUCAUCUCUUUUGUCCUUUUCUGUCUCUGAGUGGAAUAGUCAUCACUUCCCAUGACACUCUGUCCGUGUCUUCUCAGUCUGCAGAGUUAACUUCUGUAAGGAGUUUAAUGUAGGGUUGAAGAACACUUAAUGUCCAAAUUCCUUGUUGACAUAGCACUCUGAAUUUACAAUAGUGUAGGAAACUAGUAAAUGAGCAACAAGUGAGUAGUAAAUGAGUAGAGGUAGUUCUCAUUGGGCUUAACUUAAACCCAUUUUGCUUGUGAUUAGAAUUUAUAAUUUUGCAAAAGAUGUAAUUUACUAAAAUUUGACAUGGUGUUCUAACAGUGAGUCCAUUGUCUUGAGGAUUAAUCUGAUUUAUACGUAAAACUGAUAGACAUAUUUUCUUACAUCUGAGCGGAAAUAAAUGCAUGUUUCUAGCAUAUGUAAUAUAAAAACUCCAGAGGAUAAGUUUACACUUAAGAUGUUGUUUUCUAUUUUUGAAUUUCUUAUUUUCCCCCUUUUUGGUAGUGGGAUUGGGGGGGAGCAUAAUAUUUGUAUAAAGAACUGUCACCCCAGAGUGACAUUUAUUUUCCAAGGUGACAACUCAUGCUGUUGAUUUCAUAUGGUGUUUGUGUGCUUUGCCUAGACUCAAGGCCUGAGGAUUUGAGGAAAAUCAAGAUUUAUUUUUCUUAUUUGGUUUUCAUGAACAAGUUUUUCUAAAUGUCACUUAUUUUACUAAAUUUGAGAAAGUAGGGCCCUUUAGUGGAAUCGUGUGCCCAAUGCCUGCCCAUGUUCCAAGCAGAAUUCUAGUUCGUUUCUUCACAAACAGGCAAGAGGUACUUACUACAGUCGGUGAGAAGCCUGGAGAGAGAGAGGUGCGCUUCUGCCUGAGUAGUCCUUUAAGAGGGCUUAAGUGGGCUUAUUGCUGCCCCCACAUCAGUUGUUAUACUCUGCUUAGCAAAACUUAAUGGGUUGUAACGUACUUCAGAUCAGUUUCAAACUAGAAUUUAUGUCUAUGGUACAGAGAAACCUGGCUCCAUAAAAUAAGUUUUGAAUCAGAAACCUGAUGAUUCCACCACCCCCACACCCCACGUCCAGGCAGAGGAAAUUCCUGUGUUACUACAGGCAGAGAAUCACUUCCUGUGUCUCUGACUCCUCUGUGAUCUGGAAUCGGUGUGACUUAGAAAGUCCAUGUUAUUAAUCCUUAGCACCAUACAUUCCUUCUAUUUUCUUGACACCUGGCCACCAGCAAGAACAAGAAUCCCAGAGGUCGAACAGUGGUAAGAGCUGAUGUUGCUCGCAGGUGUCCACUUGAUGCCAUGCCUGUGCCAUGAGGCUUCCUCUAGCUAAUCUGCUGGCCUGCUGAAGCCAGCUCUUUGCCUUUCACUGGAUUGCCUUGGACCCCUGGCCUUGAGGGCCCCCUUGUCCUGGCUCCCAUUGGCAUUAGUGCGAUUGCAGCACCUCUUCAGAGCUCAGGCCCAGCAGGUCCUGGCAGGUUCAUUCCACUCAAACUUUUAACGCAAGAGGUGAGGGAGGAAGCCAAAACUCCAAGCUGUGCUUCCUUUUGGCUCUGGCCAUGUGUUUUCUAGCCUGCUCUUUGACUUUACAGAACAGAAGGUGCUCCAUGCCUUGAAUCACUCUUGACUGCUCAACAGCGUUUGACCAGAGGGCUGGCUAGGUCUCAUUCACCCUAAAUCGCUGAACAUUGAUUUGUCUUGUUACUGCUCCCACUGUGGUGCCCUGGUUGCCUGAAGAUGGUUUAAGUGCAGGCUCUUUAGAUAUCAAGCAGGAGACGGCUGGCCUGUCACCCACAAGGGGACAGCUACAUGGCUAGGAGGCUUCCUGGCAUCUGCGCUAGGCCUGAGUGGUCUGCAUAAUGCCAGAGAAGACCUUUAAGCUGGGACUAUAUCAAGACUUGAUGGGAGGGACGAGUGGCAUGUUGUUAACACACAUCACCCCGUCCCCUUAUAAAAACUAGAAGAGAAUGUUGAAGUUGAACAUUGGCAUUAGUGAGCAGCAAAUCAGACUUCCCACAAAUGGGGUAUAAGAAGGUGUGAACUGCCAAACAGGGUUCUGGCCAAGCUACGCGGCCAGCCCCUAGGUUUCCAGCCAGCAUUCUGGGAGUCUGCAGAGGGUGAGUGUGGUGGUAUCAUGUUCAUCUGAAACACAAAGAUUGAUUUUCCACAAAGUGGCAAGUUUGCUGAAAUUGACUACAUUUCAUUAAAGACACUCAGACGCCAUAAGAAACAGCACUGGGGUGUUGGGGGAAGGGGGUUCUGUUCGCCGCUCUCCCUGGGGGCCACAUACCGGCUGUGUAUGCUGGGGAGGGGAGAAGGGCAUCAGUACCAGGCAAAAUUGUUUUUGUUCACUUUCUGGUAACAUCUAUAGGCCCUGGCUCAAGGACUUAGCAUUGCGUCUCAUGUACAUCUUUUUCUUAAAUGUUCUUUGCCAUUUCUGGAAUUGUCCUUCGUUUUUCCUUAGUUCAUAGGUCAUAGAUGCAGAAAUAUUGUAGUAUUUAAGGCAUCCGCAUCAAGCAUCAGAUGGCUUUGCAUCCCAAAAAUCAUUGAUAACUCAGUUUGAAGCACCAAGCAUGUGUAACAUGGCUCUAUAAAAUAUAAUAAAUGCAUAAUGUUAAGCUUU
This is a messenger RNA of Cynocephalus volans (Philippine flying lemur), 6688 nucleotides long. It is a transcript of the gene YY1, whose product is annotated as YY1 transcription factor. The transcript is spliced from 5 exons. Gene Ontology annotation, molecular function: RNA polymerase II cis-regulatory region sequence-specific DNA binding; DNA-binding transcription factor activity, RNA polymerase II-specific. The coding region runs from base 419 to 1666 and encodes 415 amino acids. Gene Ontology annotation, biological process: regulation of transcription by RNA polymerase II. Lineage: Eukaryota; Metazoa; Chordata; Mammalia; Dermoptera; Cynocephalidae. Gene Ontology annotation, cellular component: PcG protein complex; chromatin; transcription regulator complex. The record is from RefSeq and is a predicted model, not a curated record.